Molecule: messenger RNA, 1920 nt
Organism: Pseudogymnoascus verrucosus
Lineage: Eukaryota; Fungi; Ascomycota; Leotiomycetes; Thelebolales; Thelebolaceae
Exons: 3
Coding region: 360-1853 (497 amino acids)
Biological process (GO): allantoate transport; dipeptide transport; tripeptide transport
Cellular component (GO): plasma membrane
Molecular function (GO): dipeptide transmembrane transporter activity; allantoate transmembrane transporter activity
Source: RefSeq, a predicted model, not a curated record
CGAGCGACUACUCUCGAAGAUAUAGAUUGACAUCGGGGCUAUCCGCUUUUCAUCUGAAGGAGAAACCGAGGCUAAAGACCUAACUUCGCCGAGAUUCAAGCCUUUCUUUCCCAAGCACACCUCCCGUCGUGGGAAAAGCUUCGGUUAAUGAGUAUCUCUUUGACCAUUCUAAGCAAGCCACGGCUCAUAAUGUGGUGUGGAUGGAUCUGAGAGCGAGAUACCAAUCUAGGUUCACUUAUAUAAUGAAGCAUCUCAUCGCUAUCUUGUCUAUAUUUUUAUGCUCACACUUAAACGAAGCGAAAAUUCUGCUGCUUGUUUAAAGUAAUAUCUCCAUAUCGCUUUCCCAAAUUAAUACCACAAUGGAGAAGGGAGAGCUUGAUACUGCAAGCCAGAUCGUAACUGAAAGUAAGGGCGAGUUUGAAGAUUCGACUUUGAUCACUGCAGCCGAAGAAAAGGCUUUGGUUCGAAAGAUUGACAGAAACCUCAUGCCAUUGCUUCUCAUCUCCUACAUGCUUCAAUUUUUCGACAAGACGACAUUGGGAUAUACCGCAAUUCUGGGAAUCCAAGCAGAUACUCAUUUAAAAGGAACAGACUACUCGUGGGUCUCUUCGAUAUUCUACUUCGGCUACUUGAUUGCCUCCUACCCUGCCUCUCUUGCCUUCGUAAAAUUCCCUCUUGGAAAGUUCCUCGCCGUCUGCGUUCUGUUAUGGGCAGUCAUCCUCAUCUGCCACGGCGCUGCUAUGAACUUCGGCGGCCUCAUGGCUUUACGCUUCCUUCUCGGCGUUUUUGAAUCCACCAUCUCGCCUGGAUUCUCUUUGAUAACAGGCCUCUGGUAUAAACCCUCCGAGCACGCAUCCCGUCACGGCUUAUGGUUCGCUGGAAAUACCACUGCCUCUAUCUUCGGCGGACUGAUAGCAUAUGGUAUCAGCCACAUAAACUCUUCGAUUUCAGCGUGGCGCUGGCUGUUCAUCAUCUUUGGCCUUAUUACCUUCGUCUGGGGCAUCGUACUCUUCAUCUUCCUUCCAGACUCUCCACUCAACGCCCGCUUCCUCACACCAGACCAACGCACCUACGCUCACCGCCGUCCACAGCAAGAGGCACACAGCUUCAAGACCACCGAGUGGAAGAAAGACCAAUUCCUCGAAGCCCUCCGCGAUCCCAAGACCUGGCUUCUCUUCUUCUACACUAUUUGCUCAAACAUUCCUAACGGUGGCUUCACCAGCUUUAGCGGCAUCAUCGUAAAAGGUUUCGGCUUUGACACUUUCACCACACUCCUCCUUGGGAUGCCUGGCUCUGCAUUUGGCCUUUUCUACGUCCUGUCGUCCACGUACCUCGCUCAUCGCUUCAAGUACUCGCGCUGCAUACUCAUUGCCGUGCUGCAGCUCAUUGCCCUAGCUGGCUGCGCGAUGGUGUUCGCACUGCCCACGCCAAACAAAUGGGCACGUCUGGGAGGAAUAUGGCUGUUCCCUGCCUAUGCCGGUGGUAUGCCUCUGAGUUUUUCCAUUAUAGCCUCUGAUGUCGCCGGCUAUACAAAGAAGACGACGGUGUUAGCUAUUAUGUUUAUUGGAUACUGCGUAGGGAAUAUUGUCGGACCGCAGUUAUUUUUUGCCCACGAGGCGCCGCGGUAUGGAAGUGCGUUUGAGGGGAUCCUAGUGUGCUUAGCGCUCUCUGCGGCAUUCAUCUUGGCUUUGAGGCAGUACAUGGAUUGGGACAAUAAGCGCAGGGAUAGAGAGCAAGGGGUGCAUAUCGACCCAGAAGUGAAAGGGUCAGAGAGAAGCACCGAGGAACAUUUGGUCGAGACGGGUUUGGAUGAGACGGACUGGAUGAACAGAAAAUUUAGGUAUCAUCUGUAGUCGAUAGGGAUCUCGUAACAAAAUCAAUGGCUGGGAUAAAAUCAAAGAUGAGACGACAAAAUAAUAC